AUGAUGGAUGUUGAAAAGUUGGUUAAGCAAUCACCAAUAUGGGAUGACCGUGAUGAAACUGCUAUUGUAGAGCCAUACGAUUACAUUGUAUCAAAACCAGGUAAAAGUUUUAGAUCAAAAUUGAUUAAUGUGUUUAACGAAAUAUAUCAAAUACCAAUUGAGAAGACCAAUCAAAUCUCAACGUUAGUGGCCAUCUUACACAAUGCAAGCUUAUUAAUAGAUGACAUUGAAGAUAGCUCCGCUACAAGAAGAGGCAUACCGACUUCACAUACGUUGUUUGGAGUUCCGCUAACGAUAAAUGCUGCAAAUUACAUGUAUUUUAAAGCUAUGGAAAUUCUGCAAACGAUUUCUGGUGAUGACAAAAUUCUGUUACACGAUUUAAUGGUUAUCUUCAAUCAGGAAAUGAUUAAUUUGCAUAGAGGCCAAGGUUUAGAUAUUUACUGGCGGGAUAAUUUAUUGCAGUUUAUACCAGAUGAAGCGACGUACUAUAAUAUGGUGAUGAACAAGACUGGUGGCUUAUUUAGAUUAACGGUUAGAAUCAUGGAAUUGCUGACCGAUGUAGAAUUACCGCAUUCAUUAGUACCGCUGAGCAACCUUUUGGGAAUAAUUUAUCAAAUUCGCGAUGAUUAUCAAAAUCUUUCGAAUGAACAAAUGAUAGCUAAUAAGGGUUUAGCAGAAGAUAUUUCUGAAGGUAAACUAUCUUUCCCGAUUAUCCACGGCUUGAAAUAUGGUCAAUCUCAAAACGAAACUAUUUUGCAAGACGUUCUACGGUUACGAACAGAUGAUGUUGAACUGAAAAAAAGGGCAUUAGACUACCUUAAUAACGAAAGUCACUCCCUAGAGUACACUUGGGAAAAGCUCGAGGAACUCUCAAAAUUGGCUAAAUCAGAGAAUUAUAUCCCAAGAAAAAAUUUCCCAGAUGCAUCGAACAAACUAAUGUCUGUAGUAGAUUACCUUUCAACUAGAUAA
Messenger RNA from Zygosaccharomyces rouxii, 969 nucleotides. It is a transcript of the gene BTS1, whose product is annotated as farnesyltranstransferase. Bases 1 to 969 code for a protein of 322 amino acids. The record is from RefSeq and is a predicted model, not a curated record. The transcript has a single exon. Gene Ontology annotation, molecular function: prenyltransferase activity. Gene Ontology annotation, biological process: isoprenoid biosynthetic process. Lineage: Eukaryota; Fungi; Ascomycota; Saccharomycetes; Saccharomycetales; Saccharomycetaceae.